Molecule: messenger RNA, 978 nt
Organism: Rotaria sordida
Lineage: Eukaryota; Metazoa; Rotifera; Eurotatoria; Philodinida; Philodinidae
Source: the annotation of a GenBank genome assembly
AUGGCAUUUACACGCUUUUAUCCAGUUUCAGGUCUUAUUUAUGAUCCUGAUCUAGCACCAACAAAAGCUAUUCAAAAUGUUCAUGCACAUGAUUAUGCUCAAUGGCCACAACCAUCUAAACAAAGAUUUGAUACAACAUAUCGUAGUGAAUAUAUCAAUCGUAUUCGACAUCCAGAAUAUAUCCCAUGGUAUCAGCAAAAACUUCCGGAUGAAAUUGCAAGGCCUAUUCGAAAUACAAAAAGUUCACUUAAUCAAUAUGCUAUCUUACCACCAAUUCUUUCAGCAACUACUACUACUACAAAUAAUAGUUCUAAUAAUGCAGAAUCUGCUCGUAGUACCAGAACAGAUGUUCAACAGCAACAACAACAACAACAACAAAUAAUUAAAGAUCAAGAAGUACCAAUUAAUGAAAUCAAAUCUAAAGAUAUACAACCAUUAAAUUUUCAUAAUAUUACGCAAAAUUCUUAUAAUUAUCAGCAACAAUCAAUGAUGAAUAAUAUCGAUACAUAUUUACCUGAAGAACCUAUUUUAUUAACUGAUUAUGAAGAACAACGUUUAUCUGAACAAAUUUAUAAUCAAUUAAGAUCUGCAACAGUUGUUGAUAGAUUAAAAUUAUUUUAUCAAGAAUUAAUAGCAUAUGAUCCAAAUUUAACAAGUUAUGUACAUUAUUCAGUAAUUCAAUCACUUGUUCAUCAACUUGGAUUAAAUUUACAAGAUGAUACACUUCGUUUUGCUAUGUGUAAAUUUAUUUCACCAGAUCAAGCACGUGGUUAUGUUCAAUAUGAAGAUAUGAUUCGAUAUUUUAGCAGAUGUCUUGCAUCAAUAUAUCCUAAUCAAUAUGGUCCUUCACAGUCUUAUGAUUCUUCGGUUUAUCAUCAUUCGAAUAUUCAUGGUUAUCAUCAACAUGAAUGUCGAUGUCGACAUCAAGAUAAAUCAUCUUUUAAUAAUCCUUGUCCUAUUCAUCACUAUAAUCGUUAA